Fusarium coffeatum is the source of this 1587-nucleotide messenger RNA. RefSeq lists its product as uncharacterized. The transcript has 3 exons. The record is from RefSeq and is a predicted model, not a curated record. Lineage: Eukaryota; Fungi; Ascomycota; Sordariomycetes; Hypocreales; Nectriaceae. The coding region runs from base 1 to 1587 and encodes 528 amino acids.
AUGGUUCUUAAGGCACAUCUUUACCGGUGUCUCACGUCAAUCAGCCUACUGGCUGCACCAAUUGCCUGCGACGACUUUCGCGACAGUUGUCUCGACUUCAAGCCAGCAAACCUCAUACGCAAUUCCACAUUGACGCGACAAGAAUUUAUCUCAGCCAAUACGACGCUGGAUUUAUCCGAUAACGUCCCAUCCUGCAACCGUCGCUCACAGCUUAUCUCGGUCGACCUCUGUCGCAUUGCUCUCCAGAUUCCUACUUCGAGCCGAUCCAGUAUCAGCUUUGAGUUAUGGCUGCCUCAAGAUUGGGAGGGAGAACGAUUGCUCGCAACUGGCAAUGGAGGCGUUGAUGGAUGUAUUAAAUACGAGGAUCUUGGAUAUGGUACCUCCAAUGGUUUUGCUACCGUGGGUACUAACAACGGUCACAAUGGAACCACGGCUAUUGAUAUGCUGAACAAUCCUGAUAUCAUCAAAGACUUUUCUUACAGAGCCCUACAUACCGGAACUGUCGCGGCUAAGAAACUCAUCAAGUCCUUUUAUGGCAAAUCAUCUGCGAGAAACUACUACAUCGGCUGUUCAUUAGGCGGUCGUAUGGGAGUAAAGGCUGCAGAGGCAUACCCAAAAGACUACGAUGGUAUUGUAGCUGGAGCUCCCGCUGUUGAUUUCAACAACCUGCAGGGGCAGAGAGCCAUGUUUUAUCCGAUAACAGGCGAUGCCAAUUCCACCGACUAUAUCCCUCUGAGCACCUGGACUGGCCUCAUCCAUAAUGAAGUUCUUUCCCAAUGCGAUAAGAUUGAUGGGGUUGAGGACGGCAUCAUUGAGGUUCCAGAAAAAUGCAUCUUCAAUCCCAAGACUUUGCUGUGCAAAACCGAUCAGACCAGCAACUGCCUCAACUCGGCCCAGGUCAAACAACUGGAGAGAAUCUAUGCUCCUUAUACUUACCCGGACGGCAGACUUAUCUUUCCCCGUAUGAACCCCGGCAACGAGCUACAGGCAGUCUCAAAGCUUCUUGCUGGAAAGCCGUUUGACUAUUCAGUGGAAUGGUUCCGGUACGCCGUUUACAACGACCUAGAUUGGGAUCCUAGUACCUAUAGCGUCGACGAUGUGCGAAAGGCUGACAAGUUCAACCCAUCCAACAUACGUACUUAUCCUAAGACGUUACCUGCUUUCAAGAAACGUGGUGGAAAAUUGCUUAGCUACCACGGCGGACAGGACAACCAGAUCACGCAGUUCAACACCCACCGGUUCUGGGAUCGGAUGUACUCGGCCGAUAACGACCUGCACGACUAUUUCCGUUACUUUCCCAUUUCCGGCAUGAAUCACUGCAACACGGGUCCUGGUGCCUGGGCUGUGGGACAGGGUGGAGGUGUUCCAGCUGCGGGUGUCCCUUUCGAUCCCAAGUACAAUGUGCUAGCAGCGAUUGUGGCCUGGGUGGAGAAGGGAGAUGCCCCCGAGACUCUCACGGGCACAAAGUUUAUUGAUGAAACUUACAGUAAGGGCAUUGACUUCCGUCGCAAGCAUUGUCUGUAUCCCAAGGUUCAGACAUUUGUUAGUGGAAAUCCUAAGGAGACGUCGAGCUGGCAAUGUAGAUAA